GGGAGACUCUGGUGGAGGCAUCCUGCGAUCAAUUUCGUUUCCAAUUUCUCACUAGAUGAGCGAUAGUCUGGUGUUGUGACCGCCCAUACACACGGCCACACCUCCCAACUACCCAGGCAUAAUGUACGGGUUCGUCAACUAUGCCAUCGAGCAGUUGGUGGUGAGAAACUUUGGCGACGACACCUGGGAGGAUAUCAAGAGGGAGGCAGAGGUACAUAUGGAAGGGUCGUUCUUAGUACGACUCACCUACGAGGAUGAGAUCACCUACAACAUCGUCGCAGCUGCUGAGAGGGUCCUAGGUGUACCAGCUAACGCGAUCUUGGAAAUGUUCGGCAAAAUGUUCUUUAAGUUCUGCCAAGAGUCAGGUUACGACACCAUCUUACAGGUGUUGGGAGCUACCGUCAGUGACUUCCUCCAGAACCUGGACGCCCUACACGACCACCUGGCCUUAAUCUACCCAGGUAUGAAGGCGCCCAGCUUCAGGUGCACAGAGAGGGCGGAGGACGGCGCCCUUAUACUCCACUACUACUCCGACCGGCCUGGGCUUGAGUACAUCGUCAUCGGCAUCGUCAAGGCGGUGGCGUCGCAGCUUCACGACACAGAGGUGGAGGUGGAGAUUUUCAAGUCGAAGGGGGAGGAGGACCACGCACAGUUCCUCAUCACAGAGAAGGACAGCCACACCACCGACCACAUCAGUGAACAGACCCAAGACCAAAUCAUUGAUACUGAGCCCAAGAUCAGCCCAAGGACCUUCUGUCAGGUGUGUCCCUUUCACCUGAUGUUUGACCGAGACCUCAAGAUCCAUCAAUCAGGGGACUCCAUCUCUCGCGUCCUGCCUGCAGUCUGCUCCACCGACGGCUCCCUCGACCAACUCUUCGAUGUGGUGCGGCCACACAUGGAGUUAACUUUCGACAACAUUCUCUCCCACAUCAACACCAUCUACGUCCUGCAAACCAAGGAAGGCCUCAUCUCGACCCGUGGGGACAACCGUGAAUUAGGCUCCGACCAGGGGUGUCUCAGGCUCAAGGGCCAGGUGAUCUACCUCCCAGAGACCGACCUCAUGCUCUACGUCUGCUCACCCUCUGUCCUCAACCUCGACGACCUCUACCGACGUGGCCUUUUCCUCUCCGACAUCCCCCUCCACGAUGCCACCCGUGACCUCGUCCUCCUGAGCGAGAAAUUCGAGGCGGAGUACAACCUCACCACCAACUUGGAGAUCUUGACCGACAAGCUGCAGCACACCCACAGAGAGCUGGAGAGUGAACGACAGAAAACGGAUAAGCUGCUGUAUUCCGUGCUGCCUAUCAGUAUUGCCAACGAGCUGAGGCACAAGAGAACGGUUCCUCCACGGAGAUACGAGGUGGUAACACUGCUUUUCUCAGGUAUCGUAGGGUUCACGGACUACUGCUCCAGACACACGGACAUAGAAGGCGCCUCUAAGAUCGUCAAGAUGCUGAACGACCUUUACACCGCCUGUGACGUACUGACGGACGAGGUCAAGAACCCCAACGUAUACAAGGUAGAGACGGUAGGGGACAAGUACAUGGCCGUGAGCGGACUGCCUGAAACAUGUGUCCAUCACGCCCGUUGUAUUGGUAACCUGGCCCUCGACAUGAUGGACAAGGCUUCCGGCGUGAUAGUCGAUGGUCAGCGUGUGCACAUCACCAUCGGGAUACACUCGGGGGAGGCGGUGACGGGGGUGAUUGGACAGAGGAUGCCGAGGUACUGUCUAUUUGGCAACACUGUCAAUAUCACCUCCAGGACAGAGACGACGGGAGAAAAGGGCCGCAUCAACGUCUCCGAGGACGCUUACAGUUAUCUCCAAGAGCCAGAGAACUACGACCCCUCCUUUGUUUUCACCUACCGGGGUCCAGUACCUAUGAAGGGCAGAAAAGAACCGAUGCAAGUCUGGUUUCUAAACAGGAAGAAACCCAACUAGAACCUGUAGCGUGAGAGAUAAGAGAACGCAGAGAACAUUACAGAGAGAACGGAGACGAUACUAGAGCCCGCUGAGAUGGAAGAGAACGCUGGGUGAUGGUUUGGCUAUUAGAGAACGGAUUUAAAAAGGUGAGUGAGAGAGUUUUGAAUUGGAAAACGUAGAGAACUUGUUGGUUUUCGUUGUGGUGGUGUAAGUAAAAACCAUUCUUUGGGUGAUUAAGUAAUUAGAAAACACAAUGAAACUUUUCUCCAUAUGUGAAUUAAAACCAGAUGUUCUCAAGAUAAAAAUAUGCAGCUUUAGAAACCGGUCGCUGAGGUUGAAUAUGGACGAAAAAAGAAAACAAUCUGGGACUUAGACUUUAGAACCAAGGAAAUAGAGAACAAAGGAACCAAUGCGUGUUGUCCAGGUUUAGAGAACGGUCCCAAAAGGGUGAUUACUUUAGGGUAAGAUAGAAACCAGGGGAAUGAAAACCGUAGAACAUAAAUCCUGCUUUAAAGAACGACAUCUGAAUGAAAAUUAUGUCAAUAGAAACCAUAGAAACCAACCACAGAAAUCUCCAUCAGUGUAGCAGUGAAUAAAAAGUGUUUCUGGUAUUUUUUAGAAACCAACCACAGUGUAGUAGACAACUCAGGAAUUUUCAGGCAAUACCCGGGUAUAGAGAACAGUCUUUAGAAAACGGUAAAUGAGGUACAACUGAAAUAGAAAACAAAGAGUGAGUUGUUAUCAUGAUUAGAAACCUGGUUUAAGAAGGCACGACUGAAAGAAGAAAGAAACCAUUCAGGCGACAUAUGGUUUCUAAACA
Homarus americanus (American lobster) is the source of this 2741-nucleotide messenger RNA. It is a transcript of the gene Gycbeta100B, whose product is annotated as guanylate cyclase soluble subunit beta-1-like. NCBI's taxonomy places the organism in Eukaryota, Metazoa, Arthropoda, Malacostraca, Decapoda, Nephropidae. Gene Ontology annotation, molecular function: heme binding; guanylate cyclase activity. The record is from RefSeq and is a predicted model, not a curated record. Bases 122 to 1939 code for a protein of 605 amino acids. Gene Ontology annotation, biological process: response to oxygen levels; cGMP biosynthetic process. Gene Ontology annotation, cellular component: guanylate cyclase complex, soluble. The transcript has 14 exons.